UUAUUUUCAUGUAACCGGAACACAUGACUAUCUAAGCAAAUGUUCAAGUCAUUUAGUUACUAGUUUUUAAAACAAAAUUUAUUGUAUCAAGAAUAUUUAUUGUUUUCUUUUUCAUUAAGAGUGAAAAUAACUACCUUCAAAAUGAGGCCGAUCAAAUCACCAAAACCAUCAAAGUCAUUUUCACCAACACAUUUUGAAUCAAUCGCUCCAACUUUAGGCGGCUCAAUUCCAGGGACUUCUUUAUUGCCAAAUGCUUCAAUUAGUGGGAUGCAGCCACGAAAUGAUUUGUUUCAGAAGUCAUAUUCCCAUUUCAGUUCAAGAACUACUCCUUCUACAGUUCUGUUUUUGAGCAAGCCUUCACCGCUCGAGCCUGAGACAACAAAAACAGUAAAAAAAAAAUUCCUUGACAAGACUGGUCUGUGUCCUGCGGGAAAAUAUAAUCGUGAUGUACCUUCUGAGUCGAAUCUCAUUGUUUUAUCUUUGGGUUUGGAAAUUGGGCAUAAUGGGCAGGAACAUAAUACAAGUGUAUACCAUGAUAUGAUAAAAUCAGAACCAGAAUUGAUUGUGAGACGUGGACAUCCUUUUAGGAUUCUUUUAAACUUUUCAAGGAAAUACAGCAAGAAAAUGGAUGAAAUCAUAAUUCAUUUUAAAAAUCUUCACAAUAAAACUCACUCUCACGUUCUUGUUUCUAAAAGAAAAUUGUCAUUAGAAAUUGGCCCGGGAAUAUGGGAGGCAGCCUUUGAGUAUUUUUCUCUAACCAAGCCAAUAGCUUAUGUCAAAAUUAUUGCACCGCCAGACUGUCCCAUUGGAUUUUGGAGCUUAGAAAUCGAAACAGCAGGGUGUGAAAGAAGAUUUGUCCAAAAUGGCCGAAUAGCCAUACUAUUCAACCCAUGGAGCCCACUGGAUGUCACUUAUAUGAAAGAAGAAAAAGCAAGAGAACAAUUGGUUAUGAAAAAUGUGGGGAAAAUAUUUCAGGGUUGUUCCAAUUCGAUGAAUCAAAGAAGUUGGAAAUUCAACCAGUUUGAAGAAGGAAUAUUGGAUAAUAUAAUAACAAUUUUGGGAAAGUACAGCCAAGUAGAUUCUCUCAAUUGGGGAAGUCCAGUGGAUGUUGCAAGGGGAAUUGCAAAUAUGGUCCGUGGGCCUGAUGGAAUUAUUGAAACAAACUUUUCAAAUAAUUAUGAAGGAGGAAAGCCACCGAAUGAAUGGGAAGGAAGUGCUGAAAUUAUUAAAAAGUUCAUUGCAACCAAUCAACCAGUCAAAUAUGGUCAUUGUUAUACAUUGACUGCAGUAAUGAUAACAGCCUUUCGAGCUUUAGGAAUACCAGCUCGUCCGGUUACUGGUUUUGAACUCCCGGUUACACCAGAUGAUAAACUUUUUGCGGAUUUAUUUAUCACUGAAGAUGGCUUAUUGGCUCAAGAUGUAUCCCAUCAGCGUUUGUGGCAUUACACUUCUUGGGCCGAAGCCUGGAUGGCUAGGAGCGAUCUUGGAAGUGCUUACGGCGGUUGGCAAGCUACAUAUUCAACAAUUGGCCCAGCGCCUGUAGAAGCGAUUAAAUCAGGGGAACUACAGAUUCCUUAUGACACAAAAGUGUUUUAUUGUGCCAUAAAUUCAUUUUACUGUAUUUGGAAAUUCUUCAGCCAGUAUGAAAGACUAAAACUUAUAAGUAAGGAGAGAAACAAUGUGGGAGCAUAUAUUAUGACACCAGAUGUUUUACCAGGAGAGACAGAAAAUAUAGUGAGUUCAUAUAAAAGCCUUGAUAGUGCAAUAGAAGAACCACCAAGGUUGAAUAAACGAUUUAAUAACUAUAUUGAAAAUGAGGCAUUCUCAGAUGUUAAAUUUAAAUGCAAAGCGCCAAACGCAAUAUAUUUUGGACAACACUUUAUGAUAUCUCUUUCUUUGGUUAACUUUAAUCAGGAAAUUAGCUUCUUCAUCAACGUCUCUAUGGCAGUUUAUUAUGAACAUUACAAUGGAAAAAAGAGAGGGUUCAUUAAAAAAGAAAAGUGGGCCAACGUUUUGCGAAGGCAUUGUGACCACACUAUAAAUAUGCCAGUCACAUAUGAAGACUAUGGAGACAAAACAGGCCCUGAUGAAUUUCUUUAUUGCAUGUUUCAUGCAUAUAUUGGUGACAUUGACUAUGAUUACUUUUCGGAAUUUUCAUUACGUAUUAAACAGCCUGAACUGUCUUUUCGUGUGGUUAAAAAUGUAGUGGAAAACCAAAAUUCGCUUACAGAUAUUACUUUAUACAAUCCAGUUAAUUACAUGUUACAAAAAUGCAAAUUUAUUCUGGGAGAAGCAGACAGUUCAAACACCAUCCAAAUAGAACGCGACGUGAUACUCCCAAAGGAAAAAGUCAAAGUCAAGUUCUUUAUUAAUCCGUUGAAGCGAGGUAACUAUGAUCUCGUUGCUAGAUUUGUAUCGAGCGCAUUCAGCACUUGGGCUAUGGCCAGGCUUACUGUUGGAGAAAUAGUUUCUACUCCUGAUCCGACUGGCCUUCUUGACACAAAGCUCAGUCAGUCUAGGAUGACCAUAUCAAAAACAGCGUAUUCAGAAGAAGAGUUAAGAAGUGAAACUUGAGCCUUUUGUGUUGUAAUUAUGUCAAUUAGCUGAUUUCAAUAAAUGGGUCUUUAUAAUU
This is a messenger RNA of Cimex lectularius (bed bug), 2632 nucleotides long. Its product is annotated as annulin-like. Gene Ontology annotation, biological process: peptide cross-linking. Lineage: Eukaryota; Metazoa; Arthropoda; Insecta; Hemiptera; Cimicidae. The transcript is spliced from 14 exons. Bases 142 to 2574 code for a protein of 810 amino acids. The record is from RefSeq and is a predicted model, not a curated record. Gene Ontology annotation, molecular function: protein-glutamine gamma-glutamyltransferase activity.